AUGCCACGGUACCAUAACUCCUCUUCGGAGACAGACUCCUAUGAAUUUGAGUAUAGCACAGUGGAGACCAAUAUCAGCCGAGACGAGAUCAACGAUUGCAAGUUUCCAGCUUUCCCUGCGCGAACGGAGAACAAGGUCGUCCGACGCGCAACAACAGGGGCUAUAUGGUUCGGCCUGGUGGUUUUAGCCUCUUUGAUUGGAAUCGCAGUUGUCGUCAUAGUCCUGUUUGCAGUCAAGACAGACAAUGACGGCUUCGACCAGAACAGCUCGGAGUACGCGCUGUACAAGAACUCCAUGUUCAAAGACUGUUACAACGUACCUCCGCCUGUCGUCAAUAACUGCACUGCCAUUGAGUCCAUCUUGAGACUGGGCCAAGAUGACAUUGUGGCCCAAAAUUUUGGCUACGUAUCAAAGCUCAAUAUAUUCGACUCGACCAAUUCGGAAACUCGAAAGUCCUCUUACGAUUGGUGCGAGGUGGUGAGCUGCUUCAACGAGUUCAAGAUCGUCCCAUCUUCGCCGCGUCCAUCGGCCUUUUGGGCGACAACUAUUGGAGCGUAUACCAAGGCUGCCAUGAUCUUCCUUUUUGCCCUGUGGCAACUCAGAAAGCUACAAAAAGCCCUAUACAGCAACAGGAGAGACCCAUGCAAGAAAAUCGAAUGGGAUGUUUGGGCUAUCAUGGCUUGGGAUAUGAUCUCGGCGGUUUGGUGGUGGAUCGACUUUGGACGACAUCUCAAUAACCCAACAGAAUUCCCUGCGCCUGGGAUGCUCAGCUGGGUACCACUAUGGAAAUAUGGUUACCUGAUCAGCUUUCAUCCAUACAGUUGUGCUAUCGAACACACCCCUACAACGGCAUGGGUUACAAAAUGGACACUAUACACAUUGGCCGUCGUUCAGUGGAUAGCGUCAGUAUACAUAUGGAAAGCCAGUGCGGAUACGGUCUCCAAGUAUCCCACAUACGAAUGUCUUGCAUCCCAGAUUUCGGCUGCACCUGGGAUCUCGACGUGCUCAGUGGACCAGAUUUGUUCCAGAGAGUUACUCUUUCACGCCUACCACUUUGCAUUCUCCAACGAGGUCAUGGACGUUAAAGACCCUAAUUUGGGUGUUUUCGUCGUUUUCAUUUUUCUUACUCUUGGGUUUUUUUACAGAGUCUAUAUGCUCAAUUUCUUUGCGUUGGUGGAGUCUGGGUUCCAUAUGGAGCGCUUCAAGAAAGCGAAGCAGGAGAUGUACAAACACGAUUUUGGCUAUGCCGGCAGUAUUGGUCUCUCGGCCUUUAUCAGUAUCAUAUUCGGGGCUCUAACUGCUGCGGGCGCAAUAAUGGCCUUCCAGAAUGCUCGCGAGGCCGCUGUUGCUGUCGACUGGGCUUGUCAGACGGUUCAUGUUACUUUGAGUCCCUGGAGAUACUAUUUCGAUGUGCAGUAUCAGUUACCACUGCGUGCGGUCGAAAUGUGGUUUAAUGUAUGA
Penicillium canescens is the source of this 1461-nucleotide messenger RNA. RefSeq lists its product as uncharacterized. The record is from RefSeq and is a predicted model, not a curated record. The transcript has 2 exons. The coding region runs from base 1 to 1461 and encodes 486 amino acids. Lineage: Eukaryota; Fungi; Ascomycota; Eurotiomycetes; Eurotiales; Aspergillaceae.